AUGAAAAAGAAACCCCAACAGCACAAACAUAACGAAGAUCGGUUUCGCACUUUAACCAACAAAACGAUAAUCCAGCGGACUUUAGUUUACGUCACCAACAUUCCUUAUUGUAUUAUUGAGGGUUUGACUUUCCCAGAGAUCUCGCAACGACUUUCAAGAUUUGAGUACUUUGGGCAAUACGGCGAGAUUGUGAAAAUCAUCCCAAACAUCAAAACCCUUCAUAACAUCCAAUCAACUACCGGCCCCUCGUUCUCAGCUUACAUCACUUUUAGAAACCCCGACAGCUCCGUCCAAUGCAUCCGAUCGACAAACGGAGGGUGGCUUGAGGGUAAGGUACUCAAUUCGUCGUUGGGCACCACAAAAUACUGUUCCCACUUUUUGCGAGGAAAACAGUGUAUAAACCCUGAGUGCACCUAUCUUCAUCAAUUAGUGUCGGAACGAGAUUAUGUGACGAAAGAUGAUUUGACUGCCGGAAAGAACCGGAUAGAAGAGGAUAUCAGCCAGCGUGUGGCAAUUGACUCAGCCGGCAAAAACUAUUUGCCGCCAGUGUUUGCGAUUGAACCCGUCGAGAUCGACUUGGACACCUUCACCUGCGAAUGCCAAAACGUCAUGAAGAUGGUCGGACGAUACCAUAAAGUCUUCAGCAAAGACGGAAAUAACUCGUACCCCGUCCACUCCUCGUUGUCGCCUUUAAGAGCGUUUCGAUACGACCAAAGCGACUCCCCAAAUAUCGUCGUCCCGAACUUCAUCUUCUUCUUAUACAAUACACGGUCAACGAACGAACCCGAAGUCUCGAUACCGAAAGAGUGGGGAGACCAACAGAAAAUCGACUCCACGGGGGACGAAGAGGAAGUUUUGGAAGAGUCUGAAGAGGAAAAGGAGGUUGAGAAUAAGUGUGAGGAGGAGGUCAAGACCCAAAGUAUUGUUUGUAAGGACUAUUUGCAAUCGUUGAAAAGCAUUGGGAAAAACAUGAGCAUUGGGGAACUCAUUAGAAAUUAUUAUGGAAGCGCAAACAAAAUGAAAGGAAAACAAAGUGAUGAACAAGAAAAGAUUGAAAAGUGCGGAACGAGCGAGAUACGAAUGCCAGAAAUGAAUGAGAUUGGCGAAAUGGCUGUGUUAAAUGAGACGGAAGAAACGAGUGACGAGAUAGAGAAGAAGGUCGAAACGAUCUUGGAAGAAAAUGAAGAAGAGAGCGGGGGAGAGGAAAUUGAAGAAGUCAAAGUUGAAAAAGUGAAAGACGAGUGGACGACCGUCGAAAAGGGAAGAUCUUUUAGAAAGGCAAAAUCAAAACCAUCGAAACAUGUUGGGAAUAAAGAGACGGAAGGAGAGAGUUCUGAGACGGACAACAGUGCAAAGGAUGACUUAGUCCGGACGAAAAGUGAUGAGACCUCAGAAAGCGAGAAAUUGGAAAAAUCAGAAAUAAAUGAAAAAAGUUCUGAAAAAUAUGAAGAGAGAGAUGAGAAGCGAGAUCGCAAAAGUCGGAAAGACCAAGAAAGGCAACGACUUAAAGAACAGGAAGAGAAGCGUCUCGAACGUGAGAGGAUUGAAAAGGAGAGAAUAGAACGUGAGAAGAACGAGAAAUUGGAGAGGGAACGCAUCGAGAAAGAACGGCUUGACAAAGAAAAAAAAAGCAAAGAAAAGGCAAAAGAUGACGACUCCAAAGACGAGCAAAAGUCUUUAAAGAAAAACAAACUUAAGAACAAAAAAAAGAAUAACAAGAAGAAGCAAACAAAGCGAACCACCGAGAAGAAAGAACCCAUAGACGAAGCACAGAAACCACCAACAAGAGAACUCCCGAAGGUCAGAACACAAAUGGACCCUCUAGAGAUCAUCGAGACGAGAGUUAAAGAACUCCAAAAAAGAUGUUUACAACUCUUCGAUCGAUCGUCCACUCAAAUUCAGGUCCUUGCCGACAGAAAGGUCGAAAUCACUCCAAUCAUCUGUCAAUACCCUCCUUCUUACUUCGUGGUUGACCAUUAA
Messenger RNA from Entamoeba invadens IP1, 1980 nucleotides. Its product is annotated as coiled-coil domain containing protein, putative. The coding region runs from base 1 to 1980 and encodes 659 amino acids. The record is from RefSeq and is a predicted model, not a curated record. Gene Ontology annotation, molecular function: ubiquitin-protein transferase activity; metal ion binding; RNA binding. The transcript is spliced from 2 exons. NCBI's taxonomy places the organism in Eukaryota, Evosea, Mastigamoebida, Endamoebidae. Gene Ontology annotation, cellular component: CCR4-NOT complex. Gene Ontology annotation, biological process: protein ubiquitination.